Messenger RNA from Doryrhamphus excisus (bluestripe pipefish), 3826 nucleotides. RefSeq names its product fibronectin type III domain containing 7a (gene fndc7a). The record is from RefSeq and is a predicted model, not a curated record. Gene Ontology annotation, molecular function: protein binding. Lineage: Eukaryota; Metazoa; Chordata; Actinopteri; Syngnathiformes; Syngnathidae.
UCAAAAGUCUUUUUCAAAAUUGACAUUCCCAUCUAUGAAAGAUGAGCUUUCCUCGUCUCACGCGGAUAGGCCACCCAAGCCCCCCUGAGGGGAGGAGUUUCAGCCUUUGGGCUCUUUGGUAUUUGCAGAAACAAUAAAGCACCUGUCGGCUCAUCAGAGGGAUCGCAAGUACAGAGAAAAGAGACCUAAGCUUUGCUUAAAUCAUUUUGGACACAAAAAAAAACAUUCAUCUUGCCUUCAAGUCUGAAAUGGAAACGACAUGGAAACUUUUGAUUUUCCUGACGAUGAAACAGAUAUGCACUGCUGAAAAUGACAUCACUUUCUCUGUGUUUACGGCCACAUCCAAAAGUAUGACCAUGCAGUGGACGGGACAUAGUGGCGCCACGUCCUACAAGAUCACAGCGACACCAAAAACCUCUCCAGAGCGCUCGUUUUUUGUUCAUUUCAGUGGUGACACUGUGAUGGGCUCAGUCAACUCUCUGUCACCAAACACAGUGUACACCAUGCACUUGGAGGCCAUGGAUGAUGCCCUCAAUGUGCUGAGUAGUGCAGAGACUGAAGAGUUGACAGCCCCAGAGGUACCCAGCAUUGAGCAGGCCUACUCCAAGCACAGCGACAGCAUCACUGUAGAGUUUGCAGAGGUUGUCGGGGCGACCAGCUACAUCUUGAGGGCGGUGUCACAGAGCCACGAUUUCUUCUCGGAGACCACGGUGAGCAGUUCCCCGGGCACCGUGAUGAAGCUUCGUCCUUACACACACUACAAAUUGAGCAUCAUAUCUGUCAACGCGGGGGGGCGGAGCCAGCCAUCGUACCCCACUACAGCCAGAACAGUGGUGAUGGCGCCCAUGUUGAACUCCACCUCCCCUGAUGAUGACACCAUCCUGGUCAGCUGGUCCCCCGUUGAAUAUGCUGUCCUCUACUCGCUCUGCGUCAUCCAGCAAGGCUCCAUCUCACGCGUCAAAGUCAACACCACGGACAACUCCGUUACCUUUGAUGACCUUGAAGCAGGGACCACAUAUUGCAUCAAAGGCACAGCUUGGGACCCUGAAGGCCGUGUCGGAGAUGACCUAACCGUCUGCCAGAUCACACGUCCGCCAAGUCCAGAUGUGAUCCAUGUUCAGGUGACUCAGGGCCGGUCCCUUGGCAUCGCCGUGUACUGGGUGUUCGUACAGGGAGCCGAGGAGUACUUGGCUUGGACCACCAAUGGCCAAAACUGUACCACCACAGCCAAUAACUACUGUUACAUCAGUGCUGUGACUUGUGGUCAGAAUCACUCGGUCUCUGUCACAGCCUUCAACUCAGCUGGACCCAGCAACCCCUCGCCACCAGCUGACUACGUUACAUACCCGUGUCCUCCAGACAACGUCUGGGUAGAGGAGCCGAAUGCUGGGAACUGUUCAGUGAUGUGGGAUGAAGUACCCCUGGUGGAGUUCUAUAUGACCUUCAUAAAGCGGGACGAUGGUAUCGAGAAGUUAUGCAACACCACAGGAAGCAGCUGCCACUUUUUCUGCAUGUGUGGUUACACCUACCUCACCAGCGUCUUCCCCUACAACCAGGCUGGAUCCAGUCCCUAUGCACAUGUGCAGAACUACACCACCGUUCCAUGCUGCCCAGAGGACGUUUCCUUAGAAUCAAUUUCUACAGAAACCCUGGAGGUCACAUGGUCACCGGUCAAAGGGGCGGAGCUUUACGAGACAACCGCAGUGCAGGCCGAUGAAGCCAUCCGCUGCAAUGACACCGAGCCUUUGUGUGCACUCUCGGAUUUGAGGUGCAACGCAAUAUACUCUGUGAUUGUCACACCUUGCAGCGAAUUACGAGGGUGCAACCGCACUUGUAUGUCACACGCUCACGAGACAGCUCCUUGUGCUCCAGACAUUGUAAAUAUGACGCAGUCCAACCAAUCAUCAUACAGAGUCCUACUGACAGCGCCCAACGACCAAAAUACAAAUUAUACCGUCACUGCUGUUGGCCUCUACGACACCCACACUUGCCAUGGAAGAAACAACUCCUGUGAGCUAAUGGAGCUACCCUGUGGUUCGACUUAUGAGGUCACAGCCGUGGCCACCAAAACUUCAGGAAUGAGUCUAACCGGAUACAGUAAAGUUUUAGAAACAGGUCCUUGCUGCCCCGAGUCUAUAAACGUGAACCAGGUCACACAGGCCGUGACCAAUGUCACAUGGUCAGUUGGGCACGGAGACCAUUCUUUCAUCGCCACGCUGACAUCACCACGCGGACACGCCAAGUGUCACACUAUGGACAUGCAUUGCUUGAUGGGAUGUAUCACUUGCGGUACUAACUACAGCGUCACCCUGGAAGCCAUCAGCAGCACUGGACACAUGUCCGAGUGCAAAUACCACGGCUUCUCAUCAGGUGCCUGCUGCCCGACCAACGUCAAGCUGUACCGCUGGGCCAACAAUUCCCUCAGGGUCUACUGGCGUACAUCCUGGAGCCCUCAGGUCCAGCAGCACGUGGUGGAGCUGUACGGAACUGUGGCCAACUACACGUGCCUGGCAGCUGCCAACAAGACAUAUUGCGACAUCCAGGAGGAAACAUGCGGGGAUGUCUACAAGGUGGUGGCGGCACCCGUUGGAGCUGACGGCGUCAAAGUGAGCUUCUGUCAGCAGAGGACAUACUCAGUUCCCUGCAAAGGAUUUAAUGCUGCCCUCGUGAUCUCUCGAGGGAGAAGAAGCAUAAAAUAAAGCGGGGAGCCUCUUAGCGACACCCCAACAUGGAGGAGGACGUUGUUUACGUCUACUGUGGACAUCCAGCAUAAGUGGAUGAAAUACUAUACUCCUGUUUAGGAACGUUUUCUAGUGAUGUUUACAUAAAGACAUGUACGACUGAUUUAUGCUGAAUGUCAAUAUAAAGUCACUCAGAAAUAAAGGUGCAGCUUAAAAAUGAUAACGUCACUUAUAUCAACGAUCGAUACGGGCGGCAAUCGUGCUAGCCACGGGUGAUCGCCGUAUGUGAUCAGCGUUGAAAGGCAUUUAUCGGCAUAUGCCCAUUACAUGAUUUUUCACGUAAAUUGUCCGAUACUGAUUGGUGGCCACUCCAGAUCCUCCCACAUUCCAAAAACAUGCUAGGUUAAUUGAUGACUCCAAAUUGUCCAUAGGUAUGAAUGUGAGUGUGAAUGGUUGUUUGUCUAUAUGUGCCCUGUGAUUGGCUGGCGACCAGUCCAGGGUGUACCCCGCCUCUCGCCCGAAGACAGCUGGGAUAGGCUCCAGCACCCCCGCGACCCUUGUGAGGAUAAGCGGUAGAAAAUGAAUGAAUGAAUGAUUGGUGGCCAGAGCAUCCCUAGUAUUUUUAUAAACAAACAUCCUUGUUAGCAUCUGAUUAGCUUGCCACUACAUGGUAACGGGAACAGGAAGUCAGCUUCUAUGUUAACACAAAACUUUGUAUUUUUUACAACUAUAAUUUGACAUGCAUACAAGUAACCUUGAAUGUUAAUUUUCCCCUUUUACUCAUCCUUGAUAUGUAUUUUGAGUUGUUAAAACUAUACUAACUAUAAAAAUGUGUGUAAUGCAGAUUUACGUAGAGUAUUUAAAGGGAAAAAUUCAGUCAUAUCUACACUAACUUUACAUAUAGACUCAUUUAUGUAACAUUUAUUUAAAUGUGGACAAACUGUAGCAGUAACUGUACCCAACUGAGGUAACUGUGCUUAAAAAAAUCCUAUUCCGGAAGCUGAGAGACAUAUAUCCCGUAACCCCCCCCCAAAAAAAAGGCUCAACUAAUAAAAGUGGAUCACAGUGGGCCUGGAGUCCUGUGGGUGAUACAUGUGAUCAGGUUGCUGCACAUAAUUCAUGGGUGUGGUUGCCUGCAGUUGACA